Molecule: messenger RNA, 2369 nt
Organism: Sorghum bicolor (sorghum)
Lineage: Eukaryota; Viridiplantae; Streptophyta; Magnoliopsida; Poales; Poaceae
Product: BTB/POZ domain-containing protein At1g50280
Exons: 3
Coding region: 454-2202 (582 amino acids)
Molecular function (GO): protein binding
Source: RefSeq, a predicted model, not a curated record
CCGAAGGCGAGGUCCCUUUUUUGCUCUACAAGCUUUGCGCCGCAGAGCCCAGCAGCAAGCCCUACACUGAAGAGUACGUGAAGAGUGAGGAGUUCAGAGAACCUGGAGCCUACCCAGACCAAAACUUGCUUUUGUUUUCUUCUUAGGAAGCAUGCGUGAGUCACCCAACAAUCUUUGCACGGGACACAUGCAUGCCCGCGCACUCCCCCCUCAACUUGCACCUAUUACCUAUACCACUGUGAGCUUGUGACUGUGCAUGGUCAUGGUCAUGCCUUGAGGAGGGGAGUGCCGGUCCCAGGCCGCUGAGGCUGAGCAAACCACAAGGCAAAUCUUCCCCAGCUCCCUCCGAUCCCUCUCGCCUCCCCAGAUUUUAUUUUAUACUCCACUGCCUGCAGUGCAUCACCUCCCGUUUCUUCCCUCCGUCUCUUCUUCUUCCUCCUCCUCUCGUGAGCCAUGAAUGAGCUCUGCGACCUCAAGGUGCACAUCAAUGGCCAUCACACGCUUCAUCUCCACCAGAGCGUCAUGUGCGCCUUCUCGGGGACGCUGAGGACACUGGUGAGGCAGGAGAAGAAGAAGGGCGGCAGAAAGGAAGCCGUGUCCAUCAAGCUCGCCGGCUUCCCGGGCGGCGCCGACGGCUUCGAGCUCGUGGCCAGGUUCUGCUACAACAACGGCCGCGUCCUGCUCUGCCCCUCCAACCUCCCGCUCCUGCACUGCGCCGCCGUGUUCCUGGAGAUGACCGAGGAGGUCUGCGCCUGCAACCUGCUGGCGCAGGCGGAGGCCUUCGUGAACGGGCUCUGCUACUGGACCUGGGGCGACGUGCUCGCCGCGGUCAGGAGCUGCGAGCCCUUUGCCGCGGCGGCCGACGCGUCCGGCCUCCUGGAGAGGCUCAUCUCCGCGCUCUUCUCCAAGAUCACCGCCACCCCGGAGACGCCCACCGCCGCGGCCGCCGCCGCGGUGGGGACGCCGACGAACCGGUCCUCGUCGUCGUGCUCCUCGUCGCCUGACACGGUGGGCUUCGGCCGGUUGUCGUCGUCCAUUACCAAGACGCCGGAGUCGAUGCGGCCCUGCGCCGGCAGGGAGUGGUGGUUCGACGACAUGACGUCGCUGUCCCCGCCGACCAUCGAGAAGGCGAUGCGCGUGCUCGGCUGCUACGGUGUCGAGAACAAGAACCUGAUCCUGACGCGGUUCCUGCUGCACUACCUCCGCGCCGCCACGCGCAGGCCGCUGGCGCUCUGCGAGGGGGAGCGGGACGGCGCCGCGCUCGCCGGCCUCGCGGACACGGCCGUCCACGGCGUGGCGCUCGUCGGGGGCACGGCGUUCUCGUGCCGGGGCCUCUUCUGGGUGCUGCGGAUCGUGUCGGCGGUGGGGCUGAGCAGGGAGUGCAGGCACAAGCUGGAGCGGCUCAUGGGGCUGAUGCUGGACCAGGCCACGCUCGACGACCUCCUCGUCUCCGGCGACGACGGCGGCGUGUACGACGUCAACCUGGUCAUGAGGCUGGUCAGGGUGUUCGUUGCCUCCCAAGAGGAGGCCGACGCGCCGUCGCAGAGGAUGCGGAAAGUGGGGCGCCUGCUCGACAAGUACCUCGGCGAAAUCUCGCCGGACCACGGCCUGAAGGUGUCCAAGUUCCUCGCCGUUGCCGAAAGCCUGCCGGACGCGGCCAGGGACUGCUAUGACGGCGUGUACAGGGCGCUCGACAUCUACCUCGAGUCGCACCCGGCACUGUCCCUGGAGGAGCGCACGACGCUAUGCCGGUGCCUCAACUACGAGAAGCUGACGCUGGAGGCGUGCAAGGACCUGGCCAAGAACCGGCGGAUCCCGCCAGGCGUGGCGGUACAGGCGCUUUCGUCGCAGCAGUGCAAGCUCCACAUCAGCGAGCCCGGGCCCGGCGCGGCUGCGGCGAAGGAGCGGCGGCCGGACCCGUCCACCUGCUCCCAGUCCCAGACGCCGAGGAGGAGGGUCACCCGCCGCGCCACCCGCAGCGUGGACCUCGGCGGCGGCCGGGGCGGCGGUGAAGACGACGAGAAGGAGCUGCUGCGGCUGAACCUGCAGAGGAUGCAGAGCCGGGUGGUGGAGCUGGAGCGGGCGUGCAAGGAGAUGAAGGGCCAGAUGUCCAAGAUGGCCAAGGGCAAGUCCUUCUCCUUCGGCGCCGGCGCCGCCUCCUGCCACCAGACCGGCGGCAGGGGCUUGCCUAGGCUCUGCUGACGGUGACGGGGGAGUCGAGCAGUAAGCCAUGAGUAACUUCUUGUUCUUUUUUGUUCUUCUUUUAUUUUUCUGGUAUAAUUGUCACAUAUAGCUUGCGAUUUUCCUCUUGAUCCCUUUGUAAAGCUGAUUGCUUGGUUGACGGAGCAUUGGUUCGAUCGUCCUUUUUA